Molecule: messenger RNA, 759 nt
Organism: Sporothrix brasiliensis 5110
Lineage: Eukaryota; Fungi; Ascomycota; Sordariomycetes; Ophiostomatales; Ophiostomataceae
Product: dTMP kinase
Exons: 2
Coding region: 1-759 (252 amino acids)
Biological process (GO): dTTP biosynthetic process; dTDP biosynthetic process; dUDP biosynthetic process
Cellular component (GO): nucleus; cytosol; cytoplasm
Molecular function (GO): dTMP kinase activity; ATP binding
Source: RefSeq, a predicted model, not a curated record
AUGGCCGACGCACUACCAACACCAGGGUCUGGCGAACGCGCCGUCCGUGGCGCGUUUGUCGUCCUCGAGGGGCUGGACCGCAGCGGCAAGACGACGCAGGUCGAGCUGCUGGCGAAGCGCUUGAGGGGACAUGGACGCGACGUUGAGGUGAUGCGGUUUCCGGACCGCACCACCCCCAUCGGCCAGAUGAUCGACGCCUACCUCAAAAGCCAGGCCGCCAUGGACGACCACGUCAUCCACCUGCUCUUCUCGGCCAACCGCUGGGAGGCCGUCGCCAAGAUUGCGGGCCUGCUGGCAGAGGGCACGACCGUCGUCUGUGACCGCUACUACUACAGCGGCAUGGUCUACUCGGCGGCCAAGCACAACCCGGCGCUGUCGCUGCCCUGGGCGCGGGCGCCCGAAGUCGGCCUGCCGCGGCCGGACCUCGUCGUCUUCUUGGACCUGACCGAGGACGAGGCCAAGAAGCGCGGCGGCUGGGGCGACGAGAUUUACGAAAAGGCCGCGAUGCAGCGCAACGUGCGCCAGCUGUUUUGGGGCCUGAGCCUGGGCCGCAUCGACCCGGACACCGGCGCCGCCGUCGACAACGACCGCCCGUCGACGCGGCAGCUCGUCUUCCGCGAGGAGGAAGAGGACCUGUACGUGACGGACGCAUCGACGACGGUGGACGAGGUAGCCGAUGCCGUGUGGACGGUGGCCAGCAAGCGCAUUGCGGCCGUCGAGCGCGGCGAGCUGGGACGGACGGUGCGGCGGGUGACAUGA